Molecule: messenger RNA, 1359 nt
Organism: Mesorhabditis spiculigera
Lineage: Eukaryota; Metazoa; Nematoda; Chromadorea; Rhabditida; Rhabditidae
Source: the annotation of a GenBank genome assembly
AUGCUUCCCGCCAGCCGAAUCGCUGCCGUCGCACUCUCCAAGAACCUGGCCGCCAACUGCGCGCGCACUACAUCAGUGGCCUUUGUCCACAUUGAUAGGCACAACCCCCCAGGCAUUGGGGAAAAGCACGAGCAGAUGAAGAUGAGCACGGAAAACAUGGAGCACCGCAAAGAUGCCAUGACCCAAAAGGCAAAGCACAUCAAGGAUAACGUGACCGACUCGAAUAUGGGCGAGACGAUCAAGGACAUCAAGGAGAACCUUGGCGACAAGGUCUACAACGCAAAGGAGUCCGUCAAAGAAACUGCGCAAGAGGCCAAGGAGGCAGUUACCGGAAAUAAGACGAUGGGCGAAAAGAUGGGGGACCUGAAGGACAAGGCCGUCGAGAAGGCCCACGACGCCAAGGAGUACAUGAUGGGGGAGAAGAGCAUGGGCGAGAAAGCCGAGGACUUGAAGGACACCGUCAAGGGAAAGGCCCACGAGAUGAAGGGCUACGGCAAGGCCAAGCUCGAUGAGGCCAAGGACAAGGCCGAGGACGCGUACGACCGCAGCGGAAAGACGGCCAGCAGCACGAUGGAGCAGGUCAAGGAGAAGGUCGCUGAUACGUACCAGCAAGCCAAGGAAGUCGUUGGCGAAAAGGUGCAGCAGGCCAAGGAGGUCGUCGGCGAGAAGGUGGACGAGCUGAAGACGAUGAUGGGCGGCAAAGAAGUGAAGGCGAACCCGAACGAGUUUGUUCCCCACUUCGAGGUCAUGGAGAAUUCCUACUUUGACAACAUUCACGAUAUUGACCGCAUUAAGGGCCAGGGGCAACCGGGGCCAGCUGCGCGUCAACCGCGCACCAAGAAUCGCCCGGAUGGCCUGCAAGAGGAAAGCCACUUCGAUUAUGAUCUGACGAUGGACCGCGGAGAUUCACAGCGCACCCAGGAGAAAGUGCAACAGGCCCAAGAAGACCCACACUUGCAGGAGAAGCUGAAGAAGGAGACUGAGAAGCGCAGCAAGCUGGCGGAUCCGGAUCCGGAGCAGUUUGUUCCCCGCAAAGAAAUGGCCGACAACGCCUACUUCGACCACCAGCAUAACACUGAUACCAUGCAGGCAAAGCAGGAGGGCCUUCUGAAAAUGUCGCUCUCCGAUAUCCUCCGUGAGGAGCUGGAGAGGCGUCAAAUUUCCCUCGGAGACCUGUCCGGAGAUUUCUCCGCCCACAUGGAGGUCACCGAGAACCAAUACUUUGACGAUAUCCACAACGUUGACGAGAUGAAGAGGGACCAGACGCCGGGCGAGGAGGCUGACGCCGAGUCGGAGCGCGCCGGGAAGAAGAUGGACCCAUUCAUGACGGAGAAGUCGGGAGAGGCACACCUGAGGAAG